UUAAGCUCGCCGGCAAUAACUCAAAAAAUGAAAUUCAAUACGGUAUUUUCACCUCCAGCGUAUACAGCACCAACAUUUACAGCACCAACAUAUACAGCACCUACAGCACCAACAUAUACAGCAUCUACAGCACCUUUUACAAUGCCAACUUCUACAGCACCUUUUACAAUGCCAACUUCUACAGUUCCACAACAGCAAGUUAUUCUAAUUGCAGGAAAUACAUCUACAUUACCAUUAAGCGAUGGCGCACAAAAUACCCAAAUGAUUUCAAUAGAUCCUUCACAAUUAAAUCAAAUAUUAGCUGUUACUCAACAACAGCGAUACCAGCAAUACUAG
Molecule: messenger RNA, 336 nt
Organism: Racocetra fulgida
Lineage: Eukaryota; Fungi; Glomeromycota; Glomeromycetes; Diversisporales; Gigasporaceae
Source: the annotation of a GenBank genome assembly